AAACCUAAAACAUAUUAACAAACAAAAAAAAAAGAAAGUAAAAGGUGUUCGAAACAAAGAAUAAACCUGAACCAAAUCAUAAGUUAAAGCCGUUGGAGAGAGAUAGUUUGAGUGACUGUGUCUGUUUCUGAAUAUUUGCGAUGUGGUUAAAGACAAUAGCAACCUCUCCUAUUUCCGGAAUCGCUCUUUUCGUCCUCUUCAUCGCCCUUCUUCUCAGAUUCUCAAUCAACUUUCCCACUUCACACUCAAAGAGAUUGUUCAGUUCGGAAGAGCUUUCAUUGUUCAAUGGAACUGAUCAAGGGUUGCCAAUCCUUUUAGGAAUUCUUGGAUCUGUUUUUGAUGUUACAAAGGGAAAAUCACAUUAUGGUUCUGGAGGAGGAUACAAUCACUUUGCUGGAAGGGAUGCUUCUCGCGCUUUUGUCUCCGGAAAUUUCACAGGAGAUGGCCUCACCGACUCAUUGCGCAAUCUAUCUAGCACCGAGGUCAAGAGUGUUGUUGACUGGAGGGAUUUCUACAUAAGAUCUUACACGUAUGUUGGUAAGUUAGUUGGUCGAUAUUACGAUAGCCAAGGGAAUCCUACAAAAUAUUUGAAAGGCGUUGAAGCAAAGGCUGCGAGAGGUGCUCAGCUUCUAGAAAAACAGAAGAUUGAAGAGGCUAAACAACCUUCAUGCAGUUCGAGAUGGAGUCAAGACGAGGGUGGUCAGGUAUGGUGUGAUGUUGGCUACCCGAGGUUGAUUCAGAGACCGAUAGAAAUGGCUUUGACCGGGAAGGUGAGUAAGCGCUGCGCUUGCUUUGAAGAGUCUCAGUUAGGCCAAUCUGGUUUAGAAGUAUACGAAGGAUGCGACUACCAUGCCAACAGGUGCAAAGCUUAGUCAGAAAUGUAACACCAAUAGGAGAAUACUUUUCGUCAGGUAAACACGCGUUUUUGAAUAUGUAUUUUAAAGCUUAAUUUAAUGAAGCGUAUACUUGCACGAACAAAGUCUUCUACUUUUGUAAUUGGGUUAUCAAAUAUCAACUCAGAUCUUGAAUUGUGAAACCGAAUUUUGAAAUGCCAAUAGCGAAUAUUAUUUAUUUCAAAAGUA
Molecule: messenger RNA, 1082 nt
Organism: Lathyrus oleraceus (garden pea)
Lineage: Eukaryota; Viridiplantae; Streptophyta; Magnoliopsida; Fabales; Fabaceae
Product: membrane-associated progesterone-binding protein 4
Exons: 8
Coding region: 141-872 (243 amino acids)
Cellular component (GO): endomembrane system; membrane
Source: RefSeq, a predicted model, not a curated record